This is a messenger RNA of Triticum turgidum subsp. durum (durum wheat), 957 nucleotides long. NCBI's taxonomy places the organism in Eukaryota, Viridiplantae, Streptophyta, Magnoliopsida, Poales, Poaceae. The record is from the annotation of a GenBank genome assembly.
AUGGCUUCUUUCGUCUCUCCGUCUUCCUCUUCCUCGAUCGCCGGUCUCCUCCUGUUCGUCAUCGCGUCGUUCCUUCAAGGGCUGGUGGCGGCAGCCGGCGUGACGUUCACCUUCACGAACCGCUGCGGCGGCACGGUGUGGCCGGGGGUGCUGGCCAACUCGGGAAGGGCGCCGCUGGAGACGACGGGGUUCGCGCUGGGCCCCGGGGAGGCGCGGUCGCUGGCGGCGCCGGCGGGGUGGUCGGGACGGUUCUGGGCGCGCACGGGGUGCGCCUUCGACGGCACCUCGGGCGGCAAGUGCGCGACGGGCGACUGCGGCAGCGGCGAGGCGGAGUGCCACGGCUCCGGCGCGACGCCCCCCGCCACGCUCGUGGAGUUCACCCUCGGCGGCGGCGGCAAGGAGGACUACUACGACGUGAGCCUGGUGGACGGGUACAACGUGCCGGUCGUCGUGGAGCCGUCCGCGGCGGGGUGCCCGGCCACGGGGUGCCUCGUGGACCUCAACGAGCGGUGCCCGCCGGAGCUCCGGGCCGCGGAGGGGUGCCGGAGCGCGUGCGAGGCGUUCGACCGGCCGGAGUACUGCUGCAGCGGCGCGUUCGGCGGGCCGGACACCUGCCGCCCGUCCGCCUACUCGCAGGCCUUCAAGGCGGCCUGCCCGCGCGCCUACAGCUACGCCUACGACGACGCCACCUCCACCUUCACCUGCGCCGGGUCCGCCGCCUACUCCGUCACCUUCUGCCCCCGCGCCGGCACCUCCAGCAGCAGCCUCAAGUCAAGCAACGACCCGUUGCCGAGGCCGGGCGACGUGGUCGCCGGCGCGCAGGUUGCGGCGGACACAUGGCUGGCAAGCCUGGCGACCGGCGAGAGCGACGCCGCCGCGGACAGGACGGCGGCGGCGGCGGCGCUCCGGGCCGCGCUGGCGGCGGCGGCCGUGGCCUUGCUUGUGUCGUCACUCUAG